Onthophagus taurus is the source of this 1330-nucleotide messenger RNA. Lineage: Eukaryota; Metazoa; Arthropoda; Insecta; Coleoptera; Scarabaeidae. The record is from RefSeq and is a predicted model, not a curated record.
AUGCAAAAAGACCUUGAUUACAUUCAUAAAGUGGCUCGGAAAUACGGUCUACAUCUUAAUCCGAGUAAAUCCAAUGCUAUACUUUUUGGAAAUUCUGCUAUAUGUAAUGGUUUUCGGGAAAGUAUUGAUUUGCAAAUUGAUGGUUGUAACAUUCCUUUAGUUAGUGAGUUUGGCAAUACGUGUUAUAGUAACUCAGUUCUUCAAGCAUUAUACUUUUGUAAGCCGUUCAGAGAGAAAGUGCUGGAGUACAAAGCGAAAAAUAAACGAACGAAAGAGACUCUGCUCACGUGUCUGGCCGAUCUCUUUCACAGCAUCGCGACGCAAAAGAAAAAGGUCGGUUCGAUAGCACCGAAAAAGUUUAUCGCGCGAUUACGAAAAGAAAAGGAGGAGUUUGACAAUUACAUGCAGCAGGACGCGCACGAGUUCCUCAAUUUCCUCAUUAAUCGGAUCAGCGAAAUUAUCCUCGCCGAACGACAACAGAAUUCCACCUCAACGAAUGCGACUACGGUGGUCACUACGAACGCGAACGCGAAUAAUAUUAAAACGAAAGCUUCGGGGGAGAAUGGUAUUAUUCAUAAUCCGCCCGAACCUACUUGGGUUCACGAAAUAUUUCAGGGUAUAAUGACGAGCGAAACUCGGUGUUUAAACUGCGAGACGGUAAGCAGCAAAGAUGAAGAUUUCUUCGACCUUCAAGUAGACAUUGAACAAAACACUAGUAUCUCGCACUGUUUAAAGUGUUUCAGUAAUACGGAGACAUUGUGUAGUGAUAACAAGUUUAAGUGUGAUAACUGCAGUAGUUACCAGGAGGCCCAAAAAAGGGUCCGGGUGAAGAAACUGCCCAUGAUCCUAGCCCUACACCUAAAACGCUUCAAAUAUAUGGAACAGUACAACAGGCACAUCAAAGUUUCGCAUAGAGUUGUAUUUCCGUUAGAGUUACGACUUUUUAAUACGUCCGAUGAUGCUGUAAAUCCAGACAGACUGUACGACCUAAUAGCUGUGGUUAUUCACUGUGGAAGCGGUCCAAAUAGAGGGCAUUAUAUCAGUAUAGUAAAGAGUCACGGGUUUUGGCUUCUUUUUGAUGAUGAUCAAGUAGAUAAAAUUGAUGCAUCAACAAUAGAAGAUUUUUAUGGUUUGACGUCCGACACGCAAAAAUCAUCGGAAACCGGUUACAUUCUGUUCUAUCAGUCUCGAGAGAGUUUAUGAACUUUGCUUAAUCCAGAGGCAGCGGUAACUUGUUGUGUUAAUUCGACAAGAACGGGGGCCGGAAAGACGAAGAAUUGGGGACUGAGGUGGAAACGAUUCGCGCAGAAACCCAAGAAAAAGAUCCGAU